Molecule: messenger RNA, 999 nt
Organism: Klebsormidium nitens
Lineage: Eukaryota; Viridiplantae; Streptophyta; Klebsormidiophyceae; Klebsormidiales; Klebsormidiaceae
Source: the annotation of a GenBank genome assembly
AUGGGUGCGCUGACUGUGAGGCCUUACAGGAUCGAGCUCGGUCUUCCUGAGUGGGAAACAUCGGGCAGCUCUAAGAAAAAAGACACGGGCGCAGCACAAGGAGAGCUCGAGUAUCUCUACAACGUCAGCAUGCACAAAAGCCCAGAAGCCGGAGAAGAAAUUCUGUACCGCUUCCUGAUCCCGCACGCUGUGACGCCUCCGGAAGAAAACCCACUUUUGCGGACGUUGUCGGUCGAAAUCUUGUUCAGAUUAUCACAGGAGACCCUGUGGAUAAGGGACCGCGGAAACGAACCGGGUGUCAUGUUCGACGUGCUAAGUGUGCUGCAGUCCUCGCCACGCUCGCCGGAAGUUCCUGUUACCAAAUACAACCGGGGGGGCCAGCUUUCUUGGACCGUGACAAGGGGCCCCCGACAUCCGCUGAGUAUGAAAGUCAAGGUCACGGUGGCAUCAAACCUCCUCAGACCGUCGGCGCAGCGGGUAUUCAUGUGUGCAGAGGAGAAAGUGGAAGCUCUCUCCAAAGUUUCGCUUCUUGAAGAGGCCCCAGCAACCGGCGACCUGAAUCUCAUCUGCAAGGACGGUUCGAAAGUGCCGGCGCACGCUGCCGUUCUGGCUGGCAUCCCUUACUUCCAGUCGAAGCUGAAGAACGACUGGUCUGGCGCUGAUUGGAACAUGCACAAAAGGCUGGACGUCCACCUGCCGUGCCCGGUGGACGAAAAAGUGGUCGGGGCGUUCCUCAAGUUCGCUUACGGAGACGCUGCGUCGAGUCUGAACCAACUUGAGCCUUCCGAAGCGCCGCUUAUGCAGGGUCUCUUCUCCUUGGCCGAGUCGACCGAUUUCACCUCCCUGUGUGAGAGCGUCAAAGACCACGUGCAAGUGACCGAGGGAAACGCGGCGUCCUGGCUGACGUGGCUUUCAAAGGAGCACGGUCCGAUCGCCCGCAAGAUUUCCAACCAAGUGAGGCGCGUCGUGAAGCGAGUCGUGAAGCGGUCCUUUGAAUAA